CCGGUGCCGUACAGCAUGGCGGCGCUGCGGCGGGCGCGGCGCGGGGCCGGGUCGGGGUUGUGCCGUACGCUGCGGGCGCUCUCAGGAAAGAAGAAUGAGUAUGAUCUUCUGGUCAUUGGUGGAGGGUCUGGAGGCCUUGCUUGUGCAAAAGAAGCUGCUCAGUUUGGAAGAAAAGUGGCUGUUUUGGAUUACGUGGACCCUUCCCCACAAGGAACCACAUGGGGACUUGGUGGAACUUGUGUGAAUGUUGGCUGCAUUCCUAAAAAGCUUAUGCACCAAGCAGCUCUUUUAGGGAGUGCCCUUAAAGAUGCCCAUCACUAUGGCUGGAACAUAGCCCAACCUGUUCAUCAUACCUGGUCUGUGAUGGCACAAGCUGUUCAGAAUUAUGUGAAAUCCUUGAACUGGGGACACAGAGUGCAACUACAAGACAAGAAGGUGAAAUACUUCAACAUGAAAGGGAGUUUUUCCGAUCCCCACACGGUCCGUGGCUUGACAAAAGCAGGUAAAGAGACUAUUGUUACUGCAGAUAAUAUUGUCAUUGCUACUGGAGGAAGACCAAAGUAUCCUACACACAUUGCAGGUGCACUGCAGUAUGGAAUCACAAGUGAUGACCUGUUCUGGUUAAAGGAAUCUCCUGGAAAAACGUUGAUUGUUGGAGCCAGCUAUGUUUCCCUUGAAUGUGCUGGUUUUCUGACAGGCAUUGGACUGGACACUGCAGUCAUGAUGAGAAGUAUCCCACUUCGUGGGUUUGAUCAGCAAAUGGCAUCUUUAGUAACUGAGCACAUGGAAUCUUACGGCACCAAAUUUUUAAAGAGAUGUUUCCCAACCAAAGUUGAAAAACUGGAGAGCAACAGAUUGCAAGUCACCUGGAAAAAUACUGACCUGGGCACAGAAGAAACGGAUUCCUUUGACACUGUGAUGUGGGCAGUAGGCCGAGCCCCUGACACUAAAACUCUCAAUUUGGAGACAGUUGGAGUGAAAACUAAUUCUGAAACUGGAAAGAUUAUUGUUGAUGCCAGUGAAGCUACUUCUGUUCCUCACAUUUAUGCAAUUGGAGACAUAACCGAGGGCCGCCCUGAGCUGACUCCCACAGCCAUCGCUGCAGGCAAACUGCUGGCCCAGCGCCUCUUUGGCCAGUCCUCAGAGCUGAUGGACUAUGACAGUGUGCCCACCACAGUGUUCACUCCCCUGGAAUAUGGCUGUGUUGGACUGUCAGAAGAAGCAGCUGUGCAGUGUCACGGGUCAGAUAAUAUUGAGGUAUUCCAUGCGUAUUAUAAACCUCUAGAGUUUACAGUGGCUGAAAGAGAUGCAACUCAGUGCUAUAUGAAAAUGGUGUGCUUACGAGAGAGGGAGCAACGGAUACUUGGCCUUCAUUUCAUUGGACCAAAUGCAGGCGAAGUUAUUCAGGGAUUUGCUCUUGGAAUCAAGUGUGGUGCCACGUAUCCUCAGCUGAUGAAGACAGUUGGCAUCCACCCCACCUGUGCUGAGGAGGUCACCAAGCUGCACAUCACAAAGCGUUCUGGCUUGGACGCAACAGUCACAGGCUGCUGAGGUUAAACACCAUCCCUGGAAAGAAGGAAAAAAGCACAAAAUAUGUUUGUAAAGAAAGGGGGCACUUAGAGUUGAAACAGCAUUAAUGGUUUGAUCCUUGCACCACCUCAGUUCUAACACCAAUGCAGUCCUGCUGUAACAAAGCUCUCUCUUUCAAAGUGCCUAAAACCGUUCUCUUGCUGGGAGCUAGGAAAUAAUCCCAGUAUUUUACAUGUGAAUGUAACUGAAGCCAGGGACACCUGAGGCCACCUACAAGUGCAGCAGUUUUCCCUGGGUUCCUCUGCUGGCACUGCUGGCAAAGUGCCUCCCGGGAUGGUGCCACAUGCUGGGGACUGGACAGGGCCUCCCGUGGCAGUUUGGUGAUACUUUGUCCUGAGCUUGCACAGCUCGUUACUGAUGCCAGCAGUGACUGCUGAGACUGUGCUCACGAGCAGAAGCAAGUUCCCAGAGUGUGUAACAGUGGGUAAGCAGUCAUCUUCGGGAUUUUUCUUCUAAAUGUAAUACAUAGAGGAAUUUAAUAGAAAAUCAUCUAUCACUGAGGCUGUGCUGCUGCUGGAAGAAUCCCAGUGCAUUAAUCAGUAGCAUCCUGGGCACAAUGAUGAUGGCUGAGAGUGAAUGAGCUCAGAGGUGCUAAAGGAAGAGUUGAAUUUUAUGGUUAUUUCUCUGCCUACUCCUGAAAUUUUUAGUUCAGUUCAAAUUAAAUUGACACAUCUCACAAAUUACUGCUUGAACAGUGCAUAUUAAGCAAUGCUGACAAGUAGAAUCAAACCCACUAAUAAUCCAACUUACGUAGCAUUUUCUGUUUUAUAGAAUGCAGAAAUCUAGCUGACACUGAUAUAUUUUCUUGGUUUGUUUUUAAGACUUUCUCACUGAUGAGCUGGGUACUACAUCUGAAUUGACUUAGGUCUGGCUUUGCUAAAACACGUUAGUGAAGGGAACUACAUUAACCGGCGAUCUAGAAAAGAGACAGUCGUGCUCAGAACAAGGAUCUAAAAUAAUUCUCUGCAAACUUUGUUUUGCGUAUCGGCCCGACCGAGAAAGCCUUGCCCUGUCCCGAAUUCCUGCUGCUUUUCGGGCUCUCCAGAAGGGGGAGGUGCUGCCUAAUCUGUGGCAGCAAAGGAACAUCCGAGAGUGAAGCUGCUUGUGCAGAGCCCUGGUGAGGAGGUGGCCUGACAAAGGCAAGCACAAAACCUGCACCGAACUUCAAUGGAAGUCGCAGUAUUUUGCUAUGCAUAAACACAGAAUUUCUUGCACCCUUUACAGCAGAAUAGUGAUCAUAGGAAAAGAAGAGAUCGGCUGGAGGUGAAACCAAAUGUAUCCUUUUUGCAGUUAAUUGAUAUCAGUGUUUUCUUUGGGGAAUUUGAUAUUUUCAUUCCAAGCUUGUUGCACAGUUUAGAAGAAUAGUCUGAUGAUCAUGUGUAUCUUUGCUAUUUUUAAUUGGAUUGCUGUUUCACUGCUGCAACACAGACAAAUGGCUGGUUUGGUAUGAGUGUGAAAUCUUUUUUACCACGAGAAUUGUACCUGUCAGAGAAACUAGUAGAAAAAAAGGAUCAGAACUUCCUUGUAAAAUAUUAUGUAACAGCAUUUAUCAUACUUCCAUUGAUACUAGAAUAUUGAAUUUUCAACUAUUUAUUUUAACAACAAAAGAAAUCUCAAAUGCUUUCUUUACAAAAUUUCCUGAGUUUUGGUCAGUAUUUCUGGUCCAUAAAAUAGGAAGGAGUGAUAUGGUUUGGCUGCAAGUGGCAUUCCCUGUCACAUCUGCCAGUUUUCAUCUGAGAACUCAUCCAUAAGUUUGUAAUUGAAAAGAAAUACUUUGAGUGGAAGUGUAGCUGAAACACUGCCUGCAUUUUACAGCUGCCUUUAGAAGAAAUGAUGAAAACUUUGUAUAUAAAUGCGUGCAUACCUGCACAGUCAGAAGUUUCUGUUUCCUUUAAUAAAGGUCUUAUGAGCAUGGUGCAGCCAAAAACCCUAUUACAUUUCACAAAAGAGGAGUUCAUAAUACAUUAGGGUUUCUUAAAAUGUUUUACUUAAUAUUGCAAUUAACAAUUGAAACAGAGAACUUUCUGUGAGAAAUCUCUCACCUCUGACUGAAUUGUAAUGUCUAUGCAUGCAAGAUUUUUUUCUAGUGAUUACCUUUGAUAGUUCCUUUGGUUUCCCAUAAGUGAAAGCACUGGUGUUUAGCCCUGUAAAAUCAGCUUCUCUGCCCCACCAAUGCAUCCAGCAGAAGGAGUCUGUCCCUACAGACAAAUCAAUGGAAAGAUGAGUUAAUGUCAUUCAUCAUAAAGUUGAAAAUAAUUAUUUGGGACAGCAAAUAAGGAGAUCUCAAGGAAAUGUGUGCUCAGUGUGUGAAACUAAGGCAUGUCAUCUUUCUCAGAAGUAACAGAACUGCCUUGGUGUUAGAAUUCUGAUGAACAUUGUUCCUGUCUCUUCAGUAGCAGCCCAGUUCUAUUCCUCAUUUAGUGGAAAAUGCUGUUGCCCCACUGAAGUAAAACUGAAUACACAUCACAGCUGCAUAACCCUGAUGGCAACAUCAGCAGCAGGGCAGAAUAAUGACAACUGCUGUGACUGUGCUUUUUUCCUGCAGGAUUCACCAGGGAUGGUGCUUAAGAAUUGUUUUAUUUAAAAGCCUGACUAAUGUCAAUUGGAACAACUGAUGUACACUGAAAAUUACUAAUUGCAUGUGAAAAUGUAAAAAACAAACAAAUUGAGUCAGGCUUCACAGGAUGCCAGCUGAUGAGGAUCUGUUUGUCAAACCACACCAUGGUGCAAACAAGUCUGAGCUUUGCUGGGUCCCUUACAUGUGUGAUUCCAAUAUUUAUUGUGUUGUGCAUUAAUUAAUGAAUAAAGAAUAUUUUUUUCUAGUAAAUGUGUGAUUGUAUUUGCUUAAUUUUGUACAUAUGCUUUCUGCUUACAAUAGAUUUGGUUUUCGAUCUUGCUGUUGUUUCUCUUGGUUGAAGUGUGUGUUAAGGAAAUGAAGAAGUAGACAGACUCAGACCUUUUAAGAAGGAAAUGUUGAUACCUCUCUGUAUCUGUGUGUAAACUGAAUAACUGUGGAGAUUUUUCCAGGCUGGAUGGCCUCUUAUUUUGAAUUUAAGGGAACCUGUAGACUUGGUUCUAACAAAUUAGGAUAUCUAGUAACAAUGGCUAAAAAAGGGAAUAAGGAUCAAGAGGAAGUGCAUUAAUUUUCAACUUCACACGAAGGCAGGUUGUACAAACACAGCUGGAAACAUCAGGAAACCCAGGCAUUUUCCUUAGAGAAAUGGAGUCAGCUAAUGUUCUGCUGGCAGGAGCCUCCUGAGUGAUUGGGAAGAUGUUGUCAGGCAGCAGUUUGGGCAGCAGGGUGUUCACAGUGAUCACACUGCUCGGUUCAGCCACUGCCACGAGGAAUGACUGCCUUCUGUGCUGAUGACAGAUCUGCCCCUCUGUUAUCAGACACUGCAGUUUUGCCAUCUCAGUUUCAUAAGAGUUGCUCCUGCCUGGGAGCCAGUGGAGCAGCCGUGCUGGGCAGAGCAGCUCUCUGAGGAGGUGGAUGAUGGAUGACAGUGAUUCCCUUUGGCAUGGAUGGGGCACUGAGCUCCUCCUGUGCUCAGGGAAGAAGCAGGUCUGGCACUUCUACUGCCCUGAGGUUCUGUGGGGCUCCAUGAAUGGGUUUGCAGUGAUGCAGCUCCACUGGCACAAAACUCUGGCGAUGUUCCAGCACAAAGCAAAGUCUGUCUGGAAGCAACUUGCUCUGAAAGGUGUCUGCAAGCAGAAGAGAUGCCCUUGUGGAGGCUCCUGCUGAGCUCUGAGCUGGAUGACCUCAGGUGCUCCUUUCCAGUGCACCUUCAGCUGCUCAAGUGCAGGUGAUGAAACCAUGCAGAGAAGAGAGUUCCAAGGAACCAUCUGAGGAGAUUCUUCAAGAGUGCUGACAGACAUUCUACUCAGUGCAGAAGAUCUCGUCCUGGCAACUGAUGGCUCUUAAUCCAAGACAUGAGAAGACAGGACCUGGCUGUAUGCACUGCUGAUCAGAACACUUGCCAUAGGAAUGCAGAAAAGCUUGCCUGCAAGAGAACUGAUUGUUGGCAUGGAAGAAAAGCUCUAAAAUUCUGAGAUGCAGUCGAGUUCCUGAAUACAGGCAAGUCUACAAUCGAAACUGAAAUCUGUUUAUCUGGGGAGAUAAAUGCUCUCAAAAUACGCUUUUCUGGAGAGGCUGACAGGCACAAAAUCAGGGAAGGGAAUGCUCUGGUAUGAGGACAGAGUUCUGCUCUGGCAGUAACUGAUGUUGGACAGCUGUAGGAACUGGCCCACUGGGCUCUGUGCUUUGCACCCCGUAACUCCAUACCCAGCUUCUUUUGAUACCAGGCUCGGGCUUCCUGGAGCCAGGCAUCAGCUUUUCCCUACAAAUGCAGCCAAAGCAGCUGCUGCACUUUGCAGAGAUCCUGAGACUGUAGUGCUGAGCUGCUCUUCCUUCUGCUUGCUGGGAUCUGCUCAGCUCAGGCAGUUCCUCGGGGGAACGGCCAGUGAGUCAGGCCCUGUUGGGGUUACACACUGUGGAGCUGAGCACAGAGAGGAGAAAUAGCCCCACCAAAGUGACUGAGAAGUGCUGAAAAGCCUCACAGUAGACAGCCUACACAAUGAAAUGAUCUCUUCCAAUUAGCCCAUGGUCAUCAGUGAGGCAAAUCCUCUGCCUCCUGGGCCGGGCAGGGUGGUUUUAACAGUAGGCAUAAAUCUAUUGGGUUUUUGUCCUCAUGACCCAGCAUAUUCUGCCAGGGCAAUGCAGACUCCAGAGAAGGAAGAGAAUUUAUGUGUACAAUAAAACAACAGAGUUUCAGUGAUAUCAGCUGUUUGACGAACUUUAAUAUACAUUUGCUAUAAAACAGGCAGCAAUUACCAGAAUGUGAUACCCAAAUAAAAAUCCAUGAUCUAUUUGCA
Messenger RNA from Lepidothrix coronata (blue-crowned manakin), 6462 nucleotides. RefSeq names its product thioredoxin reductase 2 (gene TXNRD2). Gene Ontology annotation, biological process: glutathione metabolic process; cell redox homeostasis; cellular response to oxidative stress. The transcript has 23 exons. Gene Ontology annotation, molecular function: flavin adenine dinucleotide binding; thioredoxin-disulfide reductase (NADPH) activity; glutathione-disulfide reductase (NADPH) activity. The coding region runs from base 16 to 1551 and encodes 511 amino acids. Gene Ontology annotation, cellular component: cytosol; mitochondrion. NCBI's taxonomy places the organism in Eukaryota, Metazoa, Chordata, Aves, Passeriformes, Pipridae. The record is from RefSeq and is a predicted model, not a curated record.